Zalophus californianus (California sea lion) is the source of this 4458-nucleotide messenger RNA. RefSeq names its product mitochondrial antiviral signaling protein (gene MAVS). The coding region runs from base 532 to 2061 and encodes 509 amino acids. The record is from RefSeq and is a predicted model, not a curated record. Lineage: Eukaryota; Metazoa; Chordata; Mammalia; Carnivora; Otariidae. The transcript is spliced from 7 exons.
GGGGAGUGGGAGAGGGAGAAGCAGGCUUCCCACUGAGUAGGGAGCCCGAUGUGGGGCUCAAUCCCAAGACCCUGGGAUCAUGACCUGAGCCGAAGGCAGUCACUUAACCAAAUGAGCCACCCAGGCGCCCUGUGCUUUCUGUUCUUCAAACAUGCCAAGCUCAUUUCCACCUUAGAACUUCUAAUUUGCUGUGCCCCGCCCCCCCGCCCAAAACGCUGAUCUUGUCACAGCCCAGAAUGCCUCAGCUCAAAUGUCACCAACUCAGAAAUACUUCCCUGAUCACUCCAGGGGUUCUGUCUCAUUACCCUGCUUUAUUUAUAGCCUUGGUUACUAUCUGGAAUUCCUAUUUCUGUAUACAUUUACUGAUUUGUUUUCUGUCCCACCCCAAUAGAAUAUAAAUUGGAUGAUGGCAGAGAUCUUGUCUUUCUUAUUCCCUGCAGCUCUCCCUGAGGGGGGAGGCAGUCUUUUUUUCCCUCUCUGUCAGUCCUUUUAUGUGCCAGAGCCCUCUGUCUCUUCAGAACCUGGACAGCGAUGACGUUUGCCGAGGAUAAGACAUAUGAGUAUAUCCGCCACCAUUACAGCAAUUUUGUCGACCGUGUUCAUGUUCCGGAGAUCCUGCCUUACCUGUCCUGCCUCACCACAAGUGACCAGGACCGACUGCGGGCCUCUUGCCAGCUCUCUGGGAACCAGGGCACCCUCUGGGAGCUCUUCAGGAGCCUUCGGCGGCGGAUCGGCUGGGUGGAAUCCCUCAUCAAGGCGCUAAGGGCCUGUGAGCUGGUGGAUCUCGCUGACGAAGUGGCCUGCAUCUACCAGAGCAACCUGCCUGGGGUCCAGAGGCCACAGUUAGCUCCUGCUGAGGUUCCACAGCCCUCUAGACUCGCUGUGGCCCCCAGGGCCCCCUACAACGGCUACAGAGAGGAGGAGCCAAGUUUCCCCAUGCCUGUCCAGGACACCCAGCCACCAGAGUCCCUGGAAGAGAGUUCAAAGAAAGUCCCACAGAUGCCCCAUUUUGGGGCUGUCCUGAGGAGGCCAUCCAGCCCCCUGGAGCCCUCCUCUGACAUGGCAGCCUUCAGCCCUCUGACCUCCAGUGGACAUCGAGAGCAGGACACAGAACUGGGCAGCGCCCACACAGCAGGCAUGGCCUCCAGCCUCACCUUGCCCUGUGGGCCUGUGUCUCCGACUGCCUCCUUCCAGCCCUUGACCCGUUCCAUCCCCAGGGCAAGCCGUUGGCCUGCACCCUCCGUCUCCGCUCCGCCUCCUGGCACCUCCUCCUUUUCCACAGGCUCGGCCUGUGCAGGGGGUGCUGGCGACCACGGUGAGCCUGGUGUCUGCCCCAGUGGGGCAGGGGUGUCUACCAGCUCGUUGACCACCAGCACAGCACCCUCCAGGGUGCCUGCCAACUCAGCAUUUGACAGAACAGUGCCUUCCAAGUUGCCUGCCUGCUCGAAACCCUCAGGGGCAGUGACCACGAAUAUGCUCACGAGUCAGCCACCGUCCAAACUGCCUAUCAACUCAGUACAUGCUGGCACAGCACCACCCAGAGUCCUUGCGGGCCUGGUGCCUAAGCACAGGAUGUCCGCCAGCACAGUGCCCACCCUCAGGAGCAACAUACCCUCAGGGGAGACUGCAGCGGCUCCAGUACCCGCCGGCGUCUCCACCAGAGACAGCUUGCCCAGGCUAGACCCCAGCUCCGCUGGCUGGGGCUCUGAGUUGGAGCUGAGCAAGCCAGGCAGGCUGGCCUCCCGGGUGGACAGUGAGCCAUUCUCGGGCUGCUCUGCGGACCUGGCCCUCAGCUACAGCGAGUCCUUGGAUGCGGGGCCUGACAAUGCCCCAGAGGAGAACGAGUACCAGUCGGUGGAUUCCAUUCGGAUCCAAGUGGCCCAGGACCCCAGCGUCGAGCUGCUGGAGGGUAAUCCUGGGCCGCGUGCCACCCCGCAGCCUCUGGUGGAGGAGGAGUCCGUCCAGGCCAGCCUCUGGGCUCCAUGGCUCGGGGCAGCUGCCGCUGGGGUGCUCCUGGCCAUGAUCCUGACCAUGGUAUACAGGCGGCGCCUACUCCAGUGAAGCCCUGGGCCCUCUCUGCCAUGGAUCUACUCCCUUCCCCAUGGGACACCCAGCCCAAGCAUGGACUGUGCUGUCUUCCUGCCUUGUCCCUUUUGUGGGGCUGGUGGAGCCUGGGUCAGAGGGGAGCCAGGGGGCCUCAGGCCAGAUUUCUGUCCCAGCUCAUGCCCUCCCCAUGUGCUCUAGACCUCGCCCACCCUGCAAUCUUGGUUGUCACCUUUAUUCUCUGGAGGAGGUGAGGUGCCCCUAUCCGGGCUGUAUACCCAUUUGUCCAAGUCCACAGAUCAGGAGGUGCCACUGGAUUGUGCAGGGGGUUAUCAGUGCCCCCAUCCUGCCCUGGUGCCUGGUGUGCAGCAGGGUGGGGGACCCCACAGGACCUUGCUCCAGACCCCAAAAGCCCAGCCAAUGCUCCAGGAGCAUCAGGGUAGUCCAUCUCCAGGGACAUGGCUGCUUGAGGUCCAUCAAGAAGUAGAGGAGGUCCUUGGGGCGCCUGGGUGGCUCAGUCGUUAAGCGUCUGCCUUCGGCUCGGGUCGUGAUCCCAGGGUCCUGGGAUCGAGCCCCGCAUCGGGCUCCCUGCUCUGCGGGAAGCCUGCUUCUCCCUCUCCCACUCCCCCUGCUUGUGUUCCCUCUCUCGCUGUGUCUCUCUCUGUCAAAUAAAUAAAUAAAAUCUUAAAAAAAAAAAAAAAGUAGAGGAGGUCCAGGCAUUCUCCUGGCCCCUGGGGAACGUAAGGCAGCUGCUAGGCUGAGUACUGCCUCUGAAGCCCCUCUCCAGCCUCCUCACCCCCCCUUCCUUUUCCUUCCCUUCUGGUCUCCAUGCUCUCUAGCUGGGGGGGAGGGGGAGAGGGAUUUGGGGAGAAGAGGCCUGCUGGGCUGAGCUCAGACCAAGGUUUGGAUUCCAGCUCCACCACUUCCUGGGCUGUGUGGCCUUGGCAGAUGAUCAGACUUCUCUGGUCUUGCUUCCCCACAUGUGAAUAUCAUGGCUCAUCUCCACUGGGUUCUUCUGAGAUCGAAGCACACAAGUGUUUUGUCAAGUGCCUGACCCAGAGUUGGUGAAGACUGAUAGCUUCCCCUACCUCUCCCCUGCGCCGCCUGGUAGACAUGAGGGCAUUAAGAGACAGAGUGCCCAGUGGGUAAGGGUGUUACUCUGCAGUGUGGGGUGGCCUAGGCCUGCACCCCACUCUUAACUUUCACUCACUCUGUGCUUUGUCACUCUGUGCUCUUGAUUAACCUCUCUGUGCCUCCGUUUCCUCAGCUGUAAAAUGGGGAUGAAUAGUAAAACUUCCUAUGUAUAAAAACAUAGAUCUCCUAGUGUUGUGAGGAUUAAAUGAGCUUAUCUACAUCAGCCCUAGAAUGGUUCCUGGCAUUUAUUAAGCGUUGGAUACAUGUUGUUACAAACGUGGAGGGGCUGGAGCACUUGGCUACAGCUUACCAGGCAGAUUCAGACCCUACUGCCUACCCCUCCCCCCCUUCUUCAUCCUGUGCAUUGAGUCUUUGGGGAGUGGGAAUGGAGGAAUGUCUACUGGGGCGGCUGUGCAGGCUAAGGGCUGGGGUGCCCCUCAGCAGCCAGAUGGAUUGGGGAAUAUCUUCGUGGGUUUUUUUCAGGCAGCCAUUUCUGGAGCCACUUCCAUUCCUGUGCUCUGCAAGAGACAGACUAAGCUACCUGGGAAGGUACCCCCCAAACUGUCAGCUGGUAGGUUCUCUACCCUGCUUUGGCCACUUUGGCCUUGCUUUGUACUGCCCUAGGGGGCUUGAAUGACCUGUCCCUUUCCCCCUAAACUUCUUUUCAACCCUCGCUCCGAUCCCAGCAGCCUGCACCCUGAAACUAGGAGAGGUCCUUGCCCAAGCUAUCUGUACCACCCCCCAUCACCCUUGCUCUUAGCCAGCCCUCUGCGCUCUCCGUCACUCGCAGAUACCCGGGUCAGUAAACAAUUCAUGCACCGGUACUAGUUUUAUUUUUUUUUUUAAGAUUUUAUUUAUUUAUUUGAGAGAGAGGGAGAGAAACAGUAUGAGAGGGGAGAAGGUCAGAGGGAGAAGCAGGCUCCCCGCUGAGCCGGGAGCCUGAUGUGGGACUCGAUCCCAGGACUCCAGGAUCAUGACCUGAGCCGAAGGCAGUCGCUUAACCAACUGAGCCACCCAGGUGCCCCUGGUACUAGUUUUAAUGUGUGACUCUCCCAGGGUAGCUUUGGAAAAGAGUAUCUCAAGAAAGCAAUGUGUAGUCCCAAAGGAUGCUACUUUGCUGGUGGAAUUUCAAGCACAGUGACCAGCCGUGUGGGAGACACCUUUAGCUAAGGUGUGUAGGAAUCAUUCAGGGAUCUACCAGGCACUUUUCUUUCUUUCUUUCUUUUUUAAGAUUUUAUUUAUUUAUUUGACAGAGAGAGGGAACACAAGCAGGGGGAGUGG